Messenger RNA from Balaenoptera ricei (Rice's whale), 1239 nucleotides. RefSeq names its product transmembrane protein 243 (gene TMEM243). NCBI's taxonomy places the organism in Eukaryota, Metazoa, Chordata, Mammalia, Artiodactyla, Balaenopteridae. The coding region runs from base 429 to 785 and encodes 118 amino acids. The transcript has 5 exons. The record is from RefSeq and is a predicted model, not a curated record.
UUGCGACGGUGGCCGCGGGUCCCGGCCGGGGGAGCGGAGCGGGGACCCGCCGCGCACCGCCCGGCCCGCGUGCCGGCUCUCUGCCAGCAGGGAAGGUCCUUCGCUCCGCCACGCCCCGGAGGCUCUGCUCCGCCUUCCAGCGUCGGCGUGGACCAGGACGCGUGCUCCCUAGUGCGGCCGGGACUCCCCAGCGAACGGGCGGCUGGGGAUGCCGAGCUGCUCAAGAUGAGGAGGGGAGCGGGGCUCGGGCGGAGCGGCCUCGUCCCGUGGGUCUGAGCGUCCACCCCCGCCGCCGGGACUUCGGCCCCCCUGGGCUUCGGCUAUGAGCGCUCGGUGACCGGCGGCGCCGCGAGUCGUAGACCCGGGACUUCGGGAGGCAAUGCUGGCUCGGCUUUGAGUGGCUUCGGGACAGUGAAGAAACCCCUAAAAUGGAGGACUUUUCCAACAGGACCUACGGCACCAGUGGCCUCGACAACAGACCACUGUUCGGAGAGACGUCGGCCAAGGAUAGAAUCAUCAAUUUAGUUGUUGGCAGCUUAACAUCCUUGUUGAUUCUAGUAACGCUGAUCAGUGCUUUUGUUUUCCCUCAACUACCUCCAAAACCGCUGAAUAUAUUUUUUGCUGUCUGCAUCUCUUUGAGUAGUAUUACUGCCUGCAUACUUAUCUACUGGUAUCGACAAGGAGACUUAGAACCGAAAUUUAGAAACCUAAUUUACUAUAUCUUAUUUUCUAUCAUCAUGUUAUGUAUAUGUGCAAAUUUGUACUUCCAUGAUGUGGGAAAGUGAGUCUGCCAAGGAGAAAUACUUACCAGGUCUCUUCAUCAAAGCUAUAUAUUUGGACUUGAAUAAGAACUGGAUAAGGUAUGCUGAACAAUCUCCUGCAUAAGUCUGAUACAUGAUUUUCAUGUUAAUUGUAAAUCUAAAUUCCCUCUUGCAGGGGAGACAUAUCCUAGAUCACUUUGCUUUUUCUUUAAGGAGCUGAUGUUGCACUUAAACAUUCCCCCUUAAAGCUCAAACAGCACAAGUCAUUUUCACUUUUGAAAUUAAAAUUUUUUAUAAUGGAAUUGCAUGGCGAAAGGCUAUGUAACAAACAAUCUUGCAUUUUAAGACAAAUACUCUUUUAUUUCUGUUAAACUGAAUAUACAAUUAUUGUUCCCUAGGCAACCAACUUUUGCUUAUAACUACAAUUUCACGUUAACAAAAAACACAGACGGUGAAAAGACAACUUUGAUUGUGUAGA